ACCACCAGAGUGUCCGCUGUCCUGCCUAGAAACCAACUUGAAACCGUGUUUUGUCCAAGCCCUUCUACUAAACAAGCCCAUUUUUAUAUUGGGAGAUCUGAAUUGCAACGUUAUGAAGGAUUGUCCAGAGAACACAGUACUAGGAAAUUUCAUGUUCGAGAUGAACUUGAACCAAUUAAUCAUAACACCAACUAG
This is a messenger RNA of Paramuricea clavata, 195 nucleotides long. NCBI's taxonomy places the organism in Eukaryota, Metazoa, Cnidaria, Anthozoa, Malacalcyonacea, Plexauridae. The record is from the annotation of a GenBank genome assembly.